Messenger RNA from Darwinula stevensoni, 779 nucleotides. The record is from the annotation of a GenBank genome assembly. NCBI's taxonomy places the organism in Eukaryota, Metazoa, Arthropoda, Ostracoda, Podocopida, Darwinulidae.
CUGAAAAUCAAUUUUUACAGUUGGAAAUCCCAUUGAAGUACAAUGAAUUUACUGAACUUUAACUCUUUGUUGCAUAUAUUGUAAAAGAGCAUAUUUGCUUUUACAAGUUAGGAGAUAGGCAUAGGUUUCUUCCCAUAGUAGAGCUGACUCAGCUCUGACUAGGGAGGAGCAUUACCUCCUGGUUGUGGAAGGCCAUGUAUGGAAAAGCAUAUUUCACCAAUUUAGCAGUGUAUGCUCCCACCAAUUGUAUAUCAUUACUGACAGCACCCUGCUGAUUGGUUUGCAGACUGAUUUUGCAACAUUGCCCAUGACAGAAAAGGGGGGAAAGGAAAGCAGAUAGGAAGGAUGUAUUGAGGAGGAUGGGAUCUUUGUCAUCCAAGUUUACAUCCUCCUCCCACUCAAAAGCAGUUGGUCGGCCUCAACCCAAUACAAUUGAUUUAUGGAGAUCCACCAAAGCCACCCCCUUUGUCUACUCAAGAAGAGGGUCAAUGUUCUUUGAUGAGGAUGGGGAUAUGGCUCAUGAAUUCUACAUUGAAGAACUGCAUCGAGGACGGAGGAGAGCACACAUGAAAAGAAUCACUGUCAACCUCACUCCCCAAGGUGAAGUGAAGCUACCAAUCCCACGAAUCAAUGUGGAUUUUCCUGUGAUCCUCUUUCAGCCGUAAAUGUCAGUCGAUGCAGCAGAGGGUCUCCAAUAUUCACGUGCAAUAUUUAAAUUUAUAUUAUGACACAGUAUGAAUAUUCAUGUUUCUUCUGUUGCCUUGUUUCUUCCUGGUGUG